Molecule: messenger RNA, 333 nt
Organism: Racocetra persica
Lineage: Eukaryota; Fungi; Glomeromycota; Glomeromycetes; Diversisporales; Gigasporaceae
Source: the annotation of a GenBank genome assembly
AAUGCUAAGUCAGAGCUUAAUUAUGUGGAUCCAAAUAUUUACCAAGAAGAUUUCUUAUCAAUUUUUAAUAAAAUCUCAAGUUCUAUUGAAGAUGGCACUGAUUUAUUUAGUGAAGAAGAUUCGUUUUCUAUUCAGAAAGAACUUACAGAAGAACCGAUAGAAGAUACAGAAGAUCUCUCGGAAGAGAAUUUAGCUGGAGAAAAUUCCGUAAAUUUAGAAAUCAAAAAUCCCAUAAAUUUAUCAUCCAAAUUAGAGCUUAGUGAGUUGUCGUCAAGUGUAAUUGAAGAAAUUAUACAUGGAGAUAAAGAUUUUGAUGUAGACAAAUUGCUUUAA